UUACCAUCUACUUUGUAGAUUCACAACAAACAAAUAAUUCUGUCUUGUUUUUGAGAUUUAUUUUUUUUUUCAACAACCUAACAACCAGUGUGAUCCAAUCACAAUAAUCAUGGCAUAUUGUAUUUGGUCAACAAAAAAUUUAUCAUCAACAAAAAUCAUUCCAUUAUUCAUAAUUACUACCAUCAUAUUCAUUACCAUUAUACAGUGUGAAUUUCAAAAAUGUACACCACGAUAUUGUCUUUUACAAAAAUGUCCAGAUAAACCAUGUAAAGGUGAUAAUAAAAUUUUAUUCCAUAAUGUUACCACUUGUGGUUGUUGUAAUGAAUGUGUUGAAGAACUUGAGGAAAAUGUUGAUUGCGUAUUGGAAAUGAAAGGUAUUAUACCGGAUACACAAUGUGGUCCACAUCUUCGAUGUGUUAAAAAAACCAGAAAUGAAUGUGAUGUUAAUGCCAUCUGUCGGAAAAUUGGCGAUAUUGAAAGUGAAGAUCCAAAUUCAGAACAUGGUUGUGAAUAUGAAAAACAACGAUUUGAUCAGAAUCGAUUUCAGAUGCAGCCAUAUAGUUUACGGCCAGAAUGUGAUCAAUUUGGUGAUUAUAAAAUUCGUCAAUGUAAAAAUGGAACAUUAUGUCAAUGUGUCAAACAAUAUAAAGAUAAUAAAACUGGUAAAAUCAAAACAAGACCAAUAUUCGGUACAGAUAUCUAUACAAAUGCAGAUAAAAUGAAUUGUCUUUGUUCAUAUCAAUUUGAAAAUGUCAAUGAAAAAUUACGUGAAAUGAUACAUUCAUUAAAAGAGAAUGAACGUUGGGAAAUAUUACCGGAUAUUGAAAAAUAUAAUCAACAUCGUGAUAUGGAUCCAAUUUUUUUUGUACGUUGUCAAUCGAAUGGAAAUUUUGAACCAUAUCAAUCAUAUGGAAAUUAUUCUUAUUGUGUUGAUGAAAAAACUGGCCGUGUACAAGAUAGGCCUGUACUUAUGGAACAUGCAUCAGAAUUACCAUGUUAUUCACAUCGAUAUCCGUUUAAACGUGGCGAUGAUAGCUGUAUUUCACAUUAUAAUCGUACUGUGAAUGAAUAUUAUAAAUUACAAAAUGAACAUGGUUUCAAUGUGAUUGCAUUCGAUUUACCAAAUUGUGAUCUUGAUGGUACAUAUGCACCAAUACAAUGUGAAAAUGAUAAGUGUUAUUGCGUGAAUAAAAAAGGUAAAAAAUAUAAUGGAAUAAUAGAUGGAAAAAAAUGGGAUUACGGAAUCGAUCGUAUUGAUCAAUAUUUUGGUUCAACACAACAAUGUUCCUGUCUACGUAAUAAAAAUCUAAUUCGUGACAUUGGUAAACGUGAUAAAAUAACGGAAUUAUUUAGUAAAUAUCAAUGUGAUAUAAAUGGCAAUUAUUUACCAUUACAAUGUUCAAAUACUGAUUGUUAUUGUGUUGAUCAAAUAACUGGACAUGCAAUAUUGGAUGAACAUGGAUCAAUGCAGAUUGCAUUGAAAACUGAACAGGAACAGAUACAUAGAUUAUCAUGUUAUCGUAAUUAUCCGGAUGAACAUAAAAAACGAUUGGAUAAAAGUAUACAUGAUAUUGGCUAAUCAAAAUCGAUUCAUUUGGCCAUAAUCACAUUUACCGAAUAUAUACGUACACACACAAAUACACACAAACACGAUCUAUGAUUGAUUGAUUGAUAAAAAUGAAGAAAUGAAAAAAUAAAGAA
Dermatophagoides farinae (American house dust mite) is the source of this 1701-nucleotide messenger RNA. RefSeq lists its product as uncharacterized. Gene Ontology annotation, biological process: cell-matrix adhesion. Gene Ontology annotation, cellular component: basement membrane. NCBI's taxonomy places the organism in Eukaryota, Metazoa, Arthropoda, Arachnida, Sarcoptiformes, Pyroglyphidae. The record is from RefSeq and is a predicted model, not a curated record.